Crotalus tigris (Tiger rattlesnake) is the source of this 1140-nucleotide messenger RNA. RefSeq names its product myo-inositol oxygenase (gene MIOX). Gene Ontology annotation, biological process: inositol catabolic process. Gene Ontology annotation, cellular component: cytoplasm. The transcript has 10 exons. Gene Ontology annotation, molecular function: iron ion binding; inositol oxygenase activity. The record is from RefSeq and is a predicted model, not a curated record. Lineage: Eukaryota; Metazoa; Chordata; Lepidosauria; Squamata; Viperidae. Bases 103 to 963 code for a protein of 286 amino acids.
AAACCAAGCGUUAUAAACCCUGGAGAAGCAGGCAGGCAGACAGAUAGACCUUUUCCUAAGACUGCUGCCUUCCUCUGCCUCGCCUCUCCCCCAACUGCAAGGAUGAAGGUGGUUGGCCGGGCAUGUCAGUCUUCAGAGACUCCGCAGGCUGACAAACAUCUGGAGAACCCAAAGUCCAAGGAAAACUUCAGGAAUUUCAAGGACGGGGCGCUGAUUGACCGCGUGCAUCACACAUACCUGCUUAUGCACACCAACCAGACGGUGGAAUUUGUGCAAAAGAAGAACGAGCAAUACGGUGGCUGCAACCUCCGUCAGAUGACCAUCAUGGAGGCCUUGGAGCUGCUGGACAAUGUGGUGGACGAAUCGGACCCCGAUGUGGAUUUUCCCAACUCCUUCCAUGCCUACCAGACAGCAGAGGGCAUUCGGGAGAAGCAUCCUGAGAAAGAUUGGUUCCACCUGGUUGGACUGCUCCAUGACUUGGGGAAGAUUUUGGCUCUGGCUGGUGAACCACAGUGGGCUGUGGUGGGAGACACCUUCCCAGUGGGUUGCAAGCUGCAGGACUCGAUCGUUUUCAAGGACUCCACGUUCCAUGACAACCCGGACACAAGGAAUCCUGUAUACAUGACCAAAUAUGGGAUUUAUCAACCCCACUGUGGCUUGGAAAAUGUCCUGAUGUCUUGGGGUCAUGAUGAGUACAUGUACCAAGUGAUGAGAAAAAAUAAAUUUGCCCUUCCAGAGGAGGCCUUCUACAUGGUGCGGUUCCACUCCUUCUACCCCUGGCACACGGGAGGGGAUUACAUGCACCUCUGCAACACCAAGGACCUCCAGAUGCUUCCCUGGGUACAAGACUUCAACAAGUUUGACCUCUACACCAAGUGUGAACAGCUUCCUGAUCCAGAGCAGCUGAAGCCCUACUACGAAGGCUUGAUAGCCAAGUACUGUCCAGGCCAGCUGUCCUGGUGAUCCCCUGGACCUCAACGCCUUUGGACCCUCUGCUCCAGCUUCUUCCUUGGCAAUCCCAAAGGUGUUUUUCCAGGAGGCAACUGGACUUUGCUUUUCUUUGAAGACGUUUCGCUUCUCACCCAAAAAGCUUCUUCAGCUCUGACUAGAUGGUGGGGAACGGAAGCUCUGGAGCAGCGG